AUGUAUAUUAUAAGUCCUAGAUUACAAUCAUGGGGUCUUGCAUGCUCCACGAACAGUAAAGUUUUGGAUAUGGCAAAGACACGUCGUGUAAUUUACCUUUUCCUUACUAUAGUACUCCUUUUCUGCGAACUCAUCGACGAGGCGCAAGGUAGCCGUUUUAGGUGUCAUCACUCAGAAGAUUAUUCAUGUAAGAAACGUUCAAGCCAUCACCAUCAUCAUCAUCAUCAUCAUCAGCAGCAGCAGCACCAUCACAAGGACACUCCCCCAGAGGAGCUUCAAGGAAGCAUCAAGACGAGGAGGAGCAAGGAUAUUUAUGGUCUCAAUGCUUUCCGGUCUACUGAACCAGGUCACAGCCCUGGUGUUGGCCACUUGAUCAAGACCUGA
Molecule: messenger RNA, 384 nt
Organism: Arabidopsis thaliana (thale cress)
Lineage: Eukaryota; Viridiplantae; Streptophyta; Magnoliopsida; Brassicales; Brassicaceae
Exons: 2
Coding region: 1-384 (127 amino acids)
Biological process (GO): nitrate import; signal transduction
Cellular component (GO): apoplast
Source: RefSeq, marked reviewed